AACUCAACUCGAGUGGCAAUCUUCACAGUCAGUCUUGGCUCGCGGCGGCCGCGAUGCAAGUUACGGCCGUAGAAUAAUCAAUACAUAAUCCUAAUGCAUAAUUGUCUAAUUCACUUUUUACAUCCAAUCAGAUAUGAAUUUACAACUGCUGACACCCACCCUUUCCAUUCACGCAACACCAAAUCGACAAUCUUCAAACACGCAGCAAAUCAUACUCAUCACCACCAGGGAACCACGUGUGCACAGAUGCAGCACGGCAGUCCCGUAUCGCGUGCAUGUACAGCUAAGCCGCAGAUAGGCCCCCCACCCGCGCGCUAGUCUUGCUAUUGUUCUCGUCCCGACGGGACGGUAGCC
This is a messenger RNA of Dothidotthia symphoricarpi CBS 119687, 354 nucleotides long. RefSeq lists its product as uncharacterized. The record is from RefSeq and is a predicted model, not a curated record. NCBI's taxonomy places the organism in Eukaryota, Fungi, Ascomycota, Dothideomycetes, Pleosporales, Dothidotthiaceae. Bases 94 to 318 code for a protein of 74 amino acids. The transcript has a single exon.